AUGACGAUUUUCAUAAAUGAAGGAUUGCUUAAAAUUACACAAAAAUUGUGUUUAAUAGCCUUGACUAUAUAUAUAUACAUUAUAUUUUCAUCAGAAAUACGAACCUGUCCAUUGGUCAAAACUGGCCCGAAGAUCUAUCCAUUUGAUAGUCAAUUUUUCCAAUCGUCAGUACUUUUCUUGACUGCAGCUGCAAUAUCUAUAGUCGAAUGUGAUAUUUGGCCGUACAAUACAAAACCAAAAAAUAGAAUAAUUCAAUUUCUUGCAGAGCUGUAUAUUAUGACAACGGUUAUGAUACUUAUCUAUGCUCUAUUUUGGCACCCCAUAGUCAUAACUACAUCUAUAUUCACUGAUAAAUUGAGUGUACUAACAAAUAAAUGGUUGGGAAGUGCGAAUAUCUACAAAAAAAGCAUUCCAAUUUGUAUGGGCAACAUUCGCAGUACAAAGUUCCAUUGCAAUUUAUUAGGCUCAUUGAUAUUGCAUUAUGUACUCGAUAAGUUUGGAAARAAAGAUUUGCGACGUAUUAGAUGUUCGUUUUGA
Messenger RNA from Diuraphis noxia (Russian wheat aphid), 537 nucleotides. RefSeq lists its product as uncharacterized. NCBI's taxonomy places the organism in Eukaryota, Metazoa, Arthropoda, Insecta, Hemiptera, Aphididae. The record is from RefSeq and is a predicted model, not a curated record.